AUGACAGUGAUCACGUUCACGGGUGGAAGUUCCCUUAAACUUCUUCAGGCAAUUGUAUUUUUAAUGCUUUUAUUGCAUUUGAGACCAGCACUGGGAUUCAUUUCAAGUGUUGGAGAUGCUGACAGUGACAACAUCAGGUGCCUAGAUGGGGAGAGACAAGCACUUCUUAAGCCCAAAAAAGGCUUUCUUGUUGCCUACGGCAACCUCUCUUCUUGGGGGAGCGGAGAUGAAACUAAGCAUUGCUGCAAUUGGAAAGGAGUUCACUGCAGCAACCAAACAGGCCAUGUACUUGAGCUAAGGCUUGGUUUUUCUUAUUUGGGAGGCGUCAUAUCUGAAGCAAAAUUUUCAAAUCUUUCCAAAUUACGGCACUUGCAGUUAUCUGAUAAUUCUCUUACUCUUGAAUUCGACUUCAAUUGGGCUCCCCCUUUCCAACUGGAUGAAAUUUACUUGAGAUCUUGCAAGUUGGGGCCUACAUUUCCAAAUUGGAUCCUAACCCAAAGCAAUGUUACUACCAUUGAUAUCUCCCAUGCUGAAAUUUCUGAUACCAUCCCAACAGAGUGGUUUUCGAACUUGCCUCCUAAAUUAGUACUUUUAAAUCUUUCUUGCAACCAAGUACAUGGUCUGCUACCUAAUGUGUCGAAGAUGCCUUUGAAUGCUCAUACAAUUGAUUUGAAUGCUAACCAUUUAGAGGGGCCAUUGCCACUUUUUUCAACUAAUCUCAGCUCCUUGAGUCUUUCUAAAAAUCAAUUUUCUGGUUCACUUACACCUCUUUGUAAAAUCAAUGGUGGGUUGUUGGGUUUCCUAGACCUAUCUGAUAACCUAUUUUCUGGAGCACUUCCAAAUUGUUUUAUGCAUUGGCCUAACCUAUUUAUUUUGAAUUUGGCUGGCAACAAUUUGUCUGGUGAGGUUCCAAGCUCUUUGGGCUUGUUGUCGAUGCUCGUAACAUUGAGUCUACGUAAUAACAAUUUCUCAGGAGAUUUUCCUUUAUCCUUAAAAAAUUGCAGCUCCUUGAAAUUUAUGGACUUGGGAAACAAUAAAUUCUCUGGAAAAGUACCAGCAUGGAUUGUCGAAGGCUUGCCACAAUUGAUUGUUCUUAUAUUACGUUCUAAUAAGUUCAAUGGAAGCAUACCAUGGCAUAUAUGUCAGUUGAAAUCUGGAACUAUACCACAGUGCCUCAAUAAUUUCACUGCCAUGGCUCACAAAGGGAAAUCUUCCAGUAAUCUCUUUGAUGGUGAUUACCUUGGCACAGCUGGAGGCUAUGUUUGUAUGGGAAUAUAUGUUGACAGUGCAAUGGUUGUACUAAAAGGGAGUGAGUAUGAGUAUGGAAAACUUCCUAGUGAAAUCUCGAGCCUUUUGGAGUUGGUUGUACUGAACGUAUCCAAAAACAACUUAAUUGGAGAAAUUCCUCAAAUGAUUAGUCAGUUGAAGCAGCUAGAAUCACUUGAUAUGUCAUGGAAUCGGUUUUCAAGAGAAAUCCCAUCUAGUAUGUCAGAGUUACAAUUUUUGAGCCACUUGGACCUACCUUACAACAAUUUAUCUGGGAAAAUUCCUUCAAGCACUCAACUCCAAGGCUUUGAUGCAACUCAUUUUAUUGGGAAUUGGGCACUUUGUGGGCUUCCAAUCACACAAAAGUGCCCAAGUGAAGAAACACCAUCCCAAAGUGAGCCAACUGACGAUGGUAGUAAAGAUGUCGAAAAGGACAAAGAUGAAUUCAAAAAAUGGUUUUAUGCUGGAGCAGGACUUGGAUAUAUUGUGAGUUUUUGGAGUGUGUGCGGCUCUUUGCUUUUAAAGCAGUCAUGGAGACAUGCCUAUUUCUUGUUAUUGGACAGCCUGAAGGAUUGGAUCUACGCAACAAUGGUAGUGAACAAGGCAAGAUUGUGGAAGAAGUUUCAGAACCAGGGGUGA
Molecule: messenger RNA, 1905 nt
Organism: Quercus robur (English oak)
Lineage: Eukaryota; Viridiplantae; Streptophyta; Magnoliopsida; Fagales; Fagaceae
Product: receptor-like protein EIX2
Exons: 3
Coding region: 1-1905 (634 amino acids)
Molecular function (GO): protein binding
Source: RefSeq, a predicted model, not a curated record